This is a messenger RNA of Rhizoctonia solani, 1182 nucleotides long. Its product is annotated as Retrotransposon-derived protein PEG10. Gene Ontology annotation, molecular function: zinc ion binding; nucleic acid binding. The coding region runs from base 1 to 1182 and encodes 393 amino acids. The record is from RefSeq and is a predicted model, not a curated record. The transcript has a single exon. Lineage: Eukaryota; Fungi; Basidiomycota; Agaricomycetes; Cantharellales; Ceratobasidiaceae.
AUGGAACCAGAGCCAACCCUUAGCGCUCUCCUUGAGGCUAUCUCAGCCCUCUCCAACCAAGUUGGGUCCCUCCAGGACCAAGUCAAGUCACAAGGCAAACAGAUUACUCAGCUUGUUGCCCUAUGCAGGGAAACCAACAACCUUGUUGGCAACAAGGACCAGGGCAGAGCCCAAACUCAGCCUGGCCCAUUGACUGGGCCUGUCACCCCUCCUACCCAGACAGGAGGAGAAGCCCACUCUCCAGCAACGGUUAGGCCUGGACUCAAGGCUCCCUUCUGUCCAUCAAGGGGUACAGGUUUUGGCUCAGAAGACAAGGAGGAACCAAGACUCCCCAAAAAGGAGCCUACAGGAACGCCUAGAAGGCACUUGGGGUCCCUCACCCCCUUUGAUGCAGGGUCCAGCGUAAAAAGGCCCAAGAUGGAUCUCCCAGACCCUUACAAGGGUGAUACAAGGGGACGUAAGGCCACACAAUGGCUUGACAGGAUGAUGCUUUGGGUUGCCCUCCACAGGGAUCAGUUUGAUGAGGAAGAGCAGAUGGUGGUAUGGAUCCUAUACCACAUGACAGACAAGGCUGCCAACUGGGCCCUCCCCAUCAUUGGAGCAAUUAUCAAGGGCAAGGGAAACCCUCCUACCACUGUCCCGGCCUUAACGGCCAAAUUCAAGGAGGCAUUUGCCAACCCAGAUGCCAAGAGGGCCGCAGCCAGGAAAAUUGCUGCGCUCACUCAGACAACCACUACGUCUGAGUAUGUCACAGAAUUCCGCAACCUUAUUGCGGAACUAGACUGGAACAAGGAGGCGUACAUUGCCCAGUUCACGCGCGGUCUUCACUGGAAGGUCAAGGAGCUCCUGUCCACAAAGGACAACAUCCCUGACAAAUUGGAGGCUAUAUUUGCUGCCUCCAUUAAGAUCAACAAUACCCAACGGGAAAACAAGGAGAACCGCCCAAAAAAGGCACCAACUAAAUCCCUGGUCACCACCACCACUUCCACCACCACAAGGGUCCGCCUAUCAGAAGACCCUAACUACGUCACCCUGGAGGAAAGGGAUUGUUGCCGCGCCUCAGGGUUAUGCGUCAAAUGCGGCCAAAAGGGUCAUGGGAUCAAACAAUGUCCCAACGGAUGGAAGGCCAUGAUCAAGGAAGUGGUCAAGGCUGCUGAGGAUGUCAAGUUGGGAAAAGAUUGA